This is a messenger RNA of Eubalaena glacialis (North Atlantic right whale), 4269 nucleotides long. RefSeq names its product NLR family apoptosis inhibitory protein (gene NAIP). Gene Ontology annotation, cellular component: IPAF inflammasome complex. Gene Ontology annotation, molecular function: ATP binding; ATP hydrolysis activity; cysteine-type endopeptidase inhibitor activity involved in apoptotic process. The transcript is spliced from 14 exons. Gene Ontology annotation, biological process: inflammatory response; defense response to bacterium; pyroptotic inflammatory response. Lineage: Eukaryota; Metazoa; Chordata; Mammalia; Artiodactyla; Balaenidae. The coding region runs from base 1 to 4209 and encodes 1402 amino acids. The record is from RefSeq and is a predicted model, not a curated record.
AUGGCCGCCCAGGAGAAAGCCCCUGACGAGAGGAUUUCCCAGUUUGAUUACGCUUUGCUCCCGGAGCUGUCUGGUCUUCUAGGCAUAGAUAUGCUUCAAUAUGUAAAGGAAAUAGAAGAAGAGGAGCAGAAAGAACGAGAAAAAAUGCAAAAAGGCUUUAAUUCCCAAAUGCGUAGUGAAGCAAAAAGGUUAAAGACUUUUGUGACCUAUAAUGACUACAGUGCAUGGACACCCCAGGAGAUGGCAGCGGCUGGGUUUUAUUUCACUGGCAUAAAAUCUGGGGUUCAGUGCUUCUGCUGUAGCUUAAUCCUCUUUGGUACCAGCCUCCAGAGACUCCCCAUGGAAGACCAUAAGAAGUUCCAUCCGGAUUGUGAGUUCCUUUUGGGCAAAGAUGUUGGUAACAUUGCCAAGUAUGAUAUAAGAGUAAAGAAUCCAGAGAACAAGUUGACGAGGGACGACAAAGCAAGAUACCAAGAAGAGAAGGCCAGACUCAAAUCCUACAAGAAAUGGCCAUUUUAUGCCCAAGGGACAGCCCCAAGGGAGCUCUCAGCUGCUGGCUUUGUCUUUACAGGUAAACGUGACACUGUACAGUGCUUUUGCUGUGGUGGCUGUUUAGGAAAUUGGGAAGAUGAUGAUGAUCCCUGGAAGGAACAUGCCAAGUGGUUCCCCAAAUGUGAAUUUCUUCAAAGUAAGAAAUCCUCAGAGGAAAUUACCCGGUAUAUUCAAAGCUACAAGGGAUUUGUUGGCGUCACGGGAGAACAUUUUGUGAAUUCCUGGGUCAAGAGAGAUUUACCUAUGGCUUCAGUGUGUUGCAAUGGCAACAUCUUUGCUAAUGAAGAACUCCGACUGGACUCUUUCAAGAACUGGCCCCAGGCAUCCCCUGUGGGAGCUGCAGCUCUGGCCAACGCAGGUUUUUUCUACAUAGGUAAAAGCGACACCGUCCAGUGUUUUUCCUGUGGAGGAUAUUUGUAUAAGUUCGAGGAAGGUGAUGACCCAUUAGAAGAACACACCAAAUAUUUUCCCAAUUGUCAGUUUCUCCAAAAUAUGAAGUGCUCUGCAGAAGUAAUUCCAGACCUUCAGAGCCAUGGUGAACUUUCUGACUUAACGGAAACUACAAGUGAAAGCAAUCUUGAAGAGUCAGCAGUGAGUUCUGUAGUGCCAGAGGUGGCCCAUGGUGAAGCCCAGUGGCUUCAGGAGGCAAAGAGUCUAAGUGAGCGCCUGAGAAAAGCCUACACCAGUGCCCCUUUCUGCCACAUGUCUUUGCUUGAGGUCUCUUCCUGUCCAGCCACCGAUCAGCUGCUGAGUUGUGAUCUGUCCCUUGCUUCAAAACACAUCAUCAAUACUGUGCAGGAGCCUGUGGUGUUGCCUGAGGUCUUUGCUAACUUGAACUCUGUCGUGUGUGUGGAGGGUGAAGCUGGUAGUGGAAAGACGGUCCUCCUGAAGAAAGUAGCUCUUCUAUGGGCAUCAGGAUGCUGUCCCUUGUUACACAGGUUCCAGCUGGUUUUCUACGUCUCCCUUGGCUCUACCAGACUGGACCAGGGGCUGGCCAAUGUCAUUUGUGACCAGCUCCUAGAGACAGAAGGAUCUGUUACUGAAAUGGGCCUGAGGAACAUCAUCCAGCAGUUAAAGAACCAGGUGUUAUUCCUUUUGGAUGACUACAAAGAGAUGGGCUCAAUCCCCCAAAUCAUACAGAGGAUGAUUCAAAAAAACCAUUUGUCAAGGACCUGCUUAUUGAUUGCUGUCCAUACAAACAGGGCCAAGGACAUCCGCCGAUACCUAGAUACAAUUCUAGAGAUCAAAGCGUUUCCCUUCUGUAAUACCAUCUAUAUAUUACGGAAGCUCUUUCCAGACAAUUUGACCCGUCUGCGAAAGUUUAUGAUUGACUUUAGAAUGAAUGAAACAUUACUGGGAAUUCAGAAAACUCCCUUCGUCGUAGCAGCAAUCUGUGCUAAUUGGCUUCGGUAUCCUCUUUGUCAGUCCUUUGAUGAUGUGGCUGUUUUCAAGUCCUAUAUAGAAUGCCUUUUCUUAAAGCACAAAACUGCAGCUGACCUUCUCAAAGCAACUGUGUCCUCCUGUGGCGAGCUGGCCUUGAAAGGGUUUUUUUCAUCUUGCUUUGAGUUUAGUGAUGAUGAUCUCAUAGAAGUAGGGAUUGGUGAAGGUGAAGAUCUAGCCAUGUACCUGAUGAGCAAAUUCACAGCCCAGAGACUGAGGCCAGUCUAUCAGUUUUUGAAUGCUGCAUUCCAAGAAUUUCUUGCUGGGAUGAGGCUGACUGAACUCCUGGAUUCAGAUAGGCAAGAGGAUCAAGAUUCGGGACUUCGUUAUUUGAAACAAAUUAACUCAACCAUGAUGGCUAUAGGUCCCUAUGAAAAUUUUUUGAACUAUGUCUCUUGCCACGCUUCAACAAAGGCAGGGCCAACAAUUGUAUCCCAAUUGCUUCUUUUGGUGGAUAAUCAAGAGACACUGGAGAAUAUAUCUGAAAAUGAUGACUACCUGAAGCAUCAUCCAGAGAUUUCAGAGAAGAUGCAGUUUCUCAGGGUGUUGUGGCAAUACUCUCCAGAAGAUUACCUUUCACUGGUUUCAAAACAUUUACUGGCUCUGGCUGUAAAAAUUGCUUAUCGAAGCAACACUGUUGCUGCCUGUUCUCCAUUUAUUUUGCAGUUCCUUCAAGGGAGAACCCUGUCUUUGAGUGUACUUAAGUUACCGUAUUUUUUUGACCACCCAGAAAGCCUGUUAUUGUUGGGGAGCAUCCAGGUCUCCAUAAGAGGAAAUAGGUUACCCAAAUCAGAUUUUUCAUUCCUGGAAAAAAUUUUUGACAAAUCCCAGGCACCAACUAUAGGUCAGGACUAUGCUUCUGCCUUUGAACUUGAGAGUGAAUGGAAGCAGAAUUUAGUUGAAAAACAGGAAACCAUGAACAGUUUUCUGAACAUGCAACUCAAGGCACCAGCAGAUAUCAGCACUGGCUAUUGGAACCUUUCUCCAAAGCAGUACAAGAUUCCCGUUCUGGAAGUUCGUGUGACUGGUACUGAUGCUGUGGAUCAGGAGAUGCUAAGAUUUCUAAUGAAAGUUUUCUCAGCUUCACAGCACAUUGAACUCCACUUGACCAGCAGCGGGGGUUUUAUUGAAAGCAUCCGCCCAGCUCUUGAGCAGUAUAAGGCCUCGUUCACCAAGUGCUCCAUAAGCCAAUGUGAGCUGAGUGCAGUAGAACAGGAAUUGCUUCUCGCUCUGCCUUCCCUAGAAUCUCUUGAAGUCUCCGAGACAACCCAUCUACAAGAUCAACUCUUUCUUAGUUUGGACAAGUUCUUGUGCCUGAAAGAACUGUCUGUGAAUCUGGAUGAUAAACGAGAUGUUUUUUCAGUCAUUCCUGAAGAAUUCCUAAAUCUCCACCAUAUGGAGAAAUUAUUGAUCCGAAUUUUAGCUGAAUAUGGUCCUUCCAAACUAGUCAAAUUAAUUCAGAAUUCUCCAAACCUUCGUGUUUUCCAUCUGCAAUGUAAUUUCUUUUCGGAUCUUAAGUCUCUCAUGACUGUACUUUCUUCCUGCAAGAAACUUGAAGAAAUUAACCUUACUGGACCAUUUUUUAAAGCCGCCCCAUUUGUCGUUGUUUUACCAAAUUUUAUUUCUCUGAAGAUAUUAAAUCUUGAGCACCAAUAUAUUACUGAUAAGGAAACAGCUGAAAAAUUUGCCUACACUUUAGGUUCUUUAAAUAACCUGGAAGAAUUGAUCCUUCCUACUGGGGAUGGGAUUCAUCAAGUGGCCAAACUGAUCAUCCAGCAAUGUCAGCAUCUUCAAUGUCUCCGCAUUCUCUCAUUUUUCCAGACUUUGGAUGAUGACAGCGUGGUGGAAAUUGCCAAGGUAGCAAUCAAUGGAGGUUUCCAGAAACUCGAGAAUCUUAAUCUUUCAAUCAACCACAAGAUUACAGAGGAAGGAUACAGAAACUUCUUUCAAACACUGGACAACAUGCCCAACUUGCAAGAGUUAACUAUUUCCAGGCAUUUCAAAGAAUGUAUCAAAGCUCAGGCCACAACAGUCAAGUCUUUGAGUCAAUGUGUGUUACGACUGAGAAGACUCACUAGACUUAACAUGUUAAGUUGGCUCCUGGAUGCAGAAGACAUCACACUGCUUACUGCCAUGAUAGAAAGGCAUCCUCUAUCUAAACACUUCACCCUUCACUGGAAAUGGGUACUGCCAUUCUCUCCAAUCAUUCAGAAAUAGAAGAUUUAGCUAAAAACUGCUAAAUCAAGAAAAAUUUUGUCAACAAUUUAAAAAACCUAA